Drosophila bipectinata is the source of this 881-nucleotide messenger RNA. It is a transcript of the gene pim, whose product is annotated as pimples. The record is from RefSeq and is a predicted model, not a curated record. Gene Ontology annotation, biological process: chromosome organization. NCBI's taxonomy places the organism in Eukaryota, Metazoa, Arthropoda, Insecta, Diptera, Drosophilidae. Gene Ontology annotation, cellular component: nucleus; cytoplasm.
UAAAUGAUAACUUGAUAGAGUCGCUUCUCUCAUCCCUAGUUAAGUGCCGCUCGUUUCCAUCAAAUUUUCGAACAAAUCUAACAAAAUAUCAAACUAAUCUUGCAAUUGCGUAAAAAUGGAUAACAUAUUGAACAAGGAAAACACAGGGGUUUAUUUACCUGCAAACCCCAUCAAAAAUGGAGUCCCUUUGAGUAACACUGUCUUGAAACAAACUGUAAAAAAAAGCGUGCUUGGCAAACUAGACAAUAAUCUGCUCAAAACCCCAAGUAUCACUCCAUUUAAAAGCGAUGCAAUUAAACUAGAAGGAAGCAUCGCGAAACUGUCAAUCCGUAAAGGACUGAAGCAAAAUUUUAUCAAUAGGGAUCGGGAGGAGACCAGUGUAAAGGCAAGGAGCUGCUACUUGGGUGGUUACACGUUGAAGGCUAAAACAUCCAUUACAAACUUGUUCGACUAUACAGAUCUUCCCAACCCACAAUGCUUAAAGAAGUGCAGCCGGCCGAUUCAAGAAGUCUGGUCUGAAAAUCAAGGAGGGUAUGAUGCCUUGUUUGAAAAACUUUCAUAUGACUUUCACAGCUUGGAAAAUGACUUUGGAGGAGAUAACACACCUCCAACAGAACCAAAAAUUGAUUUAUUGCCUUCUUUAACUGUCCCAGAAGACUUUGGUACCCCCAAUUGCGAAUUCCAGUUAAACUUGAUGCUGCCGAUACCGAAUUUUGAGAGUGUUCAAAUUUUAUUUUAGUAUUAAUAAGUUGUGUUUGUUUUAUCGUAACGUAUCGUAUAUUUGUAUUUAUUUGGCUUGUGACUAAUGAAAUAUUGUAUUUUUUAAGAAAAUUAAAUAAAUAUUAAGUCUUCAUCUGCGAAUAUAUGGUAUUGACUGAUGA